Molecule: messenger RNA, 1107 nt
Organism: Mycetomoellerius zeteki
Lineage: Eukaryota; Metazoa; Arthropoda; Insecta; Hymenoptera; Formicidae
Gene: TwdlT
Product: TweedleT
Exons: 3
Coding region: 52-897 (281 amino acids)
Biological process (GO): chitin-based cuticle development
Cellular component (GO): chitin-based extracellular matrix
Molecular function (GO): structural constituent of chitin-based larval cuticle
Source: RefSeq, a predicted model, not a curated record
UUCAAGACAUCCGCGGAGCAUCAGUCCUCAAAUCAAGGAACAGCAGCUACCAUGAGGGCAUUCAUGAUCCUGGCGCUCGCCGCGACGGCGAUGGCGCGGCCGGAAGCCGGAUACUCUUAUAGCCAGCCAAGCUCUAGCUACGGCGUUCCUUCGAUCGGCGGUGCUGUUGGUGGUAUUGGUGGUAUUGGUUUCGGCGGCGGUGGUUUUGGUCUCGGCGGCGGUGGUGGUGGUCUCGGUGGUGGCGUCGGUGCUGCUGACGGUAUCCAAGGCGUUCCAUCGAUCGGCGGCGGAGGUGGUGGAGCAGGUGGAAUUAGUCUUGCCGGCGCCGUCGGCGCUGGAGGAGGUAUUUCAUUCGGUGGUGCCGGCGGCGGCGGUGGUGGAUUCGGCGGCGGUGGUGGAUUCGGCGGUGGUGCGCUCAUUCAAAAACACAUCUACGUCCACGUACCACCUCCAGAGGCUCCCGAGGUGUCCAGACCGAGUGUAGGCGCGUCAUUUGGUCCAGCACAGAAGCACUAUAAGAUCAUCUUCAUCAAGGCACCUACCCCACCAACCCCGACUGCUCCGGUGAUUCCGGUGCAGCAGCAGGACGAACAGAAAACGCUCAUUUACGUUUUGGUCAAGAAACCCGAAGAGGCACCCGAGAUCAACUUACCCACCAUCACGCCCACUCAACCCAGCAAACCGGAAGUCUACUUUAUCAAGUACAAGACUCAGAAGGAAAUCACUGGUGGCGGUGGUGGUGGUGGUGGUGGUGGUGGUGGCAUCGGCAUCGGCGGUCAUGGUGGAAUUGGCACCGGCAUCGGCGGUCAUGGUGGAAUUGGUACCGGUAUUGGUGGCACCGGACCAAGUGGACCCAGCACGAGUUACGGGGCACCCGGUGGAUCCGGGCCAUACUAGUCAAUUCACCGCUACCCCCGUCGCGGCCCCUCCGUCCUACCCUUCCGUUCACCAACACACACGCACACACCGCUCACAUACCUCUAACAUGAUCAGCGACGAUAAUACUUGCCGUAUUGACGUAUCGCUGUAUUAUAUGCGCGAUCGCCGAGAGAAGAAGACGACAAUGAUGACAAAGUUGAAGACGGCGAUGAUGAUGACGAUGUUGAA